GAAAUAUGCUCUCUAUUCACCUCACCUUCUUUCUUUCCCUUCUCGCAUCGACCUUCCCAACUUCCUACCACAAACCCUAAACCUACUCUGAAGAAACUCUACGAUUUUGCCCCUUUCCCACUAUGUCCUCUUUAAUUUUCAAAAUGCCCUCCAACUCCCUCGUCCGGACGCUCCUCCGCCGGACCCUCUGCACUGCGACGGAGACACGGACCCAGAAGCUCGAGCGCAUCGCCGACGUACUCCUGGACUUGAACAAGUUCGAGCGCCACGAUUACGUCGUCCUGCUCAGCUACAAGAUGGGCUUCAAUCGCUACGGUCCGGCGGCCACCGCGCCCGGUCCACAAUCUGCGUCGUCCGCCGCCGCCGGCGCAUCGACUGCCGCCGCGGCUGCCAAGGAGAAAACGGCGUUCGACGUGAAAUUGGAGAAAUUCGAGUCCUCGGCCAAGCUGAAGGUGAUCAAGGAGAUCAGGUCCUUCACGGAUUUAGGGCUGAAGGAGGCUAAAGAUCUGGUGGAGAAGACGCCGGCGGUGGUGAAGAAGGGGGUCACCAAGGAGGAGGCCGAGAAGAUCGUCCAGAAGCUAAAGGAAGUCGGGGCCACUGUUAUCAAUGCAUUGUUGAGUGAAAGUGAACCCGACAUUCAAGCUGCUGCUAAUAUGAGAAUGGUUUCUCUUGUUCACAUCUUUUGA
Striga asiatica is the source of this 686-nucleotide messenger RNA. The record is from the annotation of a GenBank genome assembly. Lineage: Eukaryota; Viridiplantae; Streptophyta; Magnoliopsida; Lamiales; Orobanchaceae.